Molecule: messenger RNA, 783 nt
Organism: Dermacentor silvarum
Lineage: Eukaryota; Metazoa; Arthropoda; Arachnida; Ixodida; Ixodidae
Product: excitatory amino acid transporter-like
Exons: 5
Coding region: 1-783 (260 amino acids)
Cellular component (GO): plasma membrane
Molecular function (GO): glutamate:sodium symporter activity; neutral L-amino acid transmembrane transporter activity; L-glutamate transmembrane transporter activity
Source: RefSeq, a predicted model, not a curated record
AUGAUGUUCCUGCGCACUUCAUACUGCUCUACGCGCCUUUCGGACUGUUCUUCGCCACGGCUGGCCUACGUCGUGCAGACACGCAACCUGCAGCCUCUGGCGUCCUACCUCGGUCUGUACGUGUUCACCGUGGCGCUGUCGCUGUUCGUGCACGCGCUCAUCGUGCUUCCGUUCGUGGUGGCGGCCGCCACGAAGCGCACCUUCCGCGGACUGUUCUACAACGCGGCCACCCCGCUGGCGGUGGCGUUCGGUGCCGCCUCGAGCAGCGAGACCGUGCCGGCCACCAUCGCUGCGCUCGAGGAGCGCCUCAACCUCGACACCAAGAUCGUGCGGCUCCUGGUUCCCAUGGCGGCAGUCCUGAACACAGACGGCACCUCAAUCUACAUCACCAUCAGCGCCCUGUUCUUCGCCCAGACGAAGACUGACUACGUUGACCUCCGCACGGUCGUGCUUGUCUGCAUGGCGGUUCCCACGACCGGCGGUCCGAGUUACCUGAGGCUUCGUCUGAUCCACGAAGCGGUCGGGAUGCCGACGGAUGGCAUCGGGAUUCUCUUCGUCACAGACUGGAUUGCAAGCCGCCUGGCGACCGUGGUGGACGUGCUGACGGGUCUGGUUGGCGUCCAUGUGGUGCAGCACUAUUGCGGCUUGGAAGAACCGCCCACCACGGAAGACGCGAACAGGGAAUUCCCCCAUAGUAGUGCCCUCUCGCUGAGAGCGCACUGCCAGGAAUCGCUCACUGGCGUCUUGUCAGUGAUUAAUGUGACGUCCAUGAUAAGAGCUUGA